Anolis carolinensis (green anole) is the source of this 16930-nucleotide messenger RNA. RefSeq names its product ALF transcription elongation factor 1 (gene aff1). Gene Ontology annotation, cellular component: nucleus; super elongation complex. The transcript has 19 exons. NCBI's taxonomy places the organism in Eukaryota, Metazoa, Chordata, Lepidosauria, Squamata, Anolidae. Bases 10090 to 12771 code for a protein of 893 amino acids. Gene Ontology annotation, biological process: regulation of gene expression. The record is from RefSeq and is a predicted model, not a curated record.
AGUUUUUCCUUUUUUAUUGAGGUCUCUUUAUAUCAACAACUUGGAGGAUGGGUUGUUAAUCAAUGAUCAUCCAGUUUGAAUAUGUUGCAUGAAAGCUGGCUUUUAAUAGAGUACUGCAGGCUGAGAAUCAAUUGCUACCCAAUGCAAGGGAUGGAUAAUCACCCUUCCUUUCAGUCCAAGGGCAUUGAGGCUUCAUUCCUCCCACUCCUAGGACCCACAGAUUUCCCUGAGAGUAGCAAUACUGUGGGCUUCAAGUCCUGGCAAGAAGCACCUUUUUCCAUGUGGAAUUGGAACCAUAAAUCCCAAAAGUUUGGGUGAAAAACAUACAGCAGUCUCCUUGCCUAAUAGUUAAGUCUCCUGCUAGGAAAAAACACUACCUACUGAAAGAUUAAAAAAAAUUGGGGUGGAAAGAGAAGUUGAUGGCAGAAGGGUCUGAGCAGAAUGGCAGUAGGCAUAGUUUUUCUCUCCAGAAUUUGAAAAGAUCUGAUCACUUCUGGCAAGUACCUUUUUUCCAUAUUCUUUAGGCGCCUAUCAUCUAUUAUUCAAGAUAGCCAGAUGUGGUUUUCCAAUGUAUCCCAGUAUAGAUUUGUGUUUUACUCAAUAGACAUUUCAUUAUUGGGUUUUGUUUGUUUUGGUGUGCAAUGUUUGGCAGUUUUCUCUAUGUUGUAUAGAAUCAAUCAUUUCAGAAUAUCAUGUCCAUGCAGCUGUAGUUCUUCUGUAUUGAUUAAUCCAAAUUAAUUAAGAGUGAGCUAAACACACAGAAUGGAGGUUUGGCAUGGAUAAAUUUUGCCAUUAGCUCAGAUAUUUCUAUUCUUGCUUAUUUGUAAGUCAAAACUGUAAUUGUAAAAUAAUCAAGCAAACAAAGCAGCAGGGCAAGCUACAAAAUAGCAAGAAAAACAAAAGGAAGUGGUAGAUAAAUACAAGCUGCAGUAAGGCUCGAAUGCUGCCAAAACAGAAUUGUUUUCAGUAUGUGAUGGAACUCCAUCAGGAAGAGAGUGGAUUCAGUCUGCAGCUUAAAAAUUCCCUAGUUUUGCAGUCAAGGUAUUAGGCUAGGAAUGAUGCCAGUGCCUGGAAGGGAAUGUAAGGCCCUUUGGAUCUCAAAACCAUUGAGAUUUCUCUCUCCACUCUUCAUGAAAGCCAGGGAGAAGAAAAAGAAGCACUUUUCCCCUCUAGUGAUCUCCGUUGACAUCACAUCUUUCGUCAAAUGCUGAUUGGCUCAUUUAACUGUUUGAGGCUUGUGUGUCACCUGCAGCUGUGAAUUAAUUGUUGACGGCUUCUGCUCACGGCAGCACUGACAAGUUAAGCCUCUCCAUCUGAACAGAGGAGUCGGCUUUACUGUGGAGUCAAUUAAUCCACCAUGGAUGAUUGCGCUAUGACUCACUUUGCACUGAAACUAAACCUAUACAAGUAUUUCUGCUGUUGCAGAUUGCCAUUUUCAGCAUCAAGCAUUCAAGUGGCCAGACAGCAAAACUGAUCCAUGUGAAAUCCAGUUACAAUAAAUAACUUCGUUUGUAAAAUAUGGGUAUGCAGUUUGCUGUGUCUACCGUUAUGAUCACACAGCACUGCACAACCACAUUCUCAGGCCAUCCCAUAUUUAGAAGUAGAUAUUAGAAGUGUGCAUUUUUCAUUAGUCCUCGUAAUUCGGAUCAAAUUUGUUAAAUUAGUUCUUACAAAGUGAUAUACAAUACGUGGGCAUGGCCCACACCAAAAAAUUAAGAAAUGAAACUUACCCCUUACUUUUUCGAUUUAGUUUUGUAAAUCUCUGAAAGCUCCAAAGUCAGUUUUAUAUUCAGUGCAAGGAAGCCAAGCUGGAAGCAAAGCCAGAAGCAAAGCCAAAGACUGCUUUAGUGUCUUGCCUUUCUUCUGUAAAUUAAUGGCAUUAGGAGUGGGGAAAAGAGGGAACAGUGUUUUCUAGGAAGAUUACAGAACUCUGGGAAUUGUAGUUUGGGAAGGGAAGAGUCCUAUGCCAGAGAAUUCAAAAUGUCCUGCCAUAAACUACAUUUCCCUGAAUGCAGUGCACUGUUCAACAUCAGAGGGAUUUGCCUCUCCCUAGCCAGCCAGAGUUCCAAUAAAUUAUGAUUUUUGUUCCUGUGUUAUAAAUGUCAUUUCCUAAUUGGUUCUAUCAUAAAAACAUGGUGAAAGUUUAUUAAACUGCAAAAACUUUGUCUUUGUGCGAGGAACAUUGAGUUAUAGCACAUUUUGCUAUAGUUUCCAGUCCACCACCUUAUUCUGAGGCUGGGUGGCUAUCUGUUGGGGGUAUGUUGAUGGUUUCUACAAUAUGGUUUUUGUUCCUGGGUUAUAAAUGUUAUUUCCUAAUUAGUUGUACCAUAACAACAUGGUGAAAGGUUAUUAAACUACAAAAAUCUUGUAUUUGCAUGAGGGGCAUCAUGUUAUAGCACAUUUUGCUAUCCAGUCCAUCAAUUUAACAUCAUCAUUGACCCAUUUAACAAAGUUUUUGGUGGAAAAACAAAGUAGUGUAAAACCACUACUUUCAAAGUAAGGAUUAUGUAAUUAAACUGGAAAUAAUACUUUCAAACAAAAAACAUAUAUUCUUUAUUAUGUUGUUUAUGAAAACUUUGAAAAUUCUCCAAAAAUCCAUGGAUAAGUGAAAUGUUCUGAAAUUUGGUGGGCUAAGAGUGGUAAAUGUGUUCUACCAUUGUAGUGAGUUUCACCCCAAUAGUGGUAAAAAUGAGGGAAAAAGGAGCCCCUGGAAUUUCCCCAUUUAUAGUUAUUAUGCGCAAUUACUAUAACAAAAUAGUAACAGAAUUUCAUUAUUCUCGUUAUAGUAGUGAAUUUUUCACUAACUAUACUUUAGAAACACUUUAGAAAUGAAGCACCAACACCCCCCAGUUUUGUAAUAACUUUUGAACCAUUUUUAAUGGACCACACAUUCCUAGAAGAUAUACUCUUUGCUUCUCGUUUUGGAAUUAUUCCAAAUCAGUGCUUAACAAUCUUUGGUCCACUAGGUAUUUAGGACUUCAGCUUCCAGAAGCUCCAAACACUUUGACCAACAUGAGGAAUUGUGGGAGCUGAAGUCCAAAACAUUUGGAAGAUCAAAGAUUGGGAACUAUUGUUUUAAACUAUGGAAAUGCCCAUCAGGGAGUGAUGACGUUUGAAAUCCACCAUCAGAAAUUGUUAUACUUUUGAAAAUAUAUAUUCAUUAAAGAUUUUGCCAAAGUAGAUACAUAAAAAUAUGGGUAGUAGUGAUAUGGGAUAUGGAGAGGAAGAGAAAAAAAGAAAAUAUACUUGACAGGAAUUGAAAUUUAAAUUGAAAAGGGUGGAGAAGUUCUAUUGAUCUAUUUUGCUACAUAUGUCAUAACACUCUUUAGCACAGCAGAAGGGGUUUUCCUUGCUUCUUUUUUAAUUAGGGUGUGUGGUUUUUGGGUAGCACUCUCCCAGGUGAAAAUCCCCUAUGCCUGUUUGGGUAUGUCCACAAUCAUGUCCCAAUAAUUAUUUCCAUUUUUAAGAUGGGUGAACAAAGCACAGAGGAGUUGAGUGCCCAUAGGUAUCAAAUGAAUCAUAGCAGAGUAGUAAUUGCUUUCUUUUUGGUGUAAUUAUGUACUUUUGCUCAUAAUAAGGACAUAAUAAGUACACAUAAAAAGGCCAGACCAUCACAGAAGUCUGUGACCCCAUCGACACUGACCAUGUAAUGCAAACUUAAAACUGUGGCAGUCAGACAACAAACUUCCACAAAAUCUCAUGAAAGAAUGCACACCAGUGCUCUGUGGUUUGUGUAAUCCCCAUCCAGGCCUCAUACUGGUGCCAGGAUUUCCUGUGUAAUCCUCUGCACAGUGAAACCACUUUCUUCAAUAUCACUUCCAAACUGCAUUAAAUAGUUAGUGUAGGUGUGCCCUGUGUCAAGUGGAAUAACAGUGUGAAAAGUACUUCCAUAGAUCAUGACAGAUUCAUGAUAGAGUAAAAUAAAAGGGAAGAAUAUUGAAUAAUGAGGCUUUUAUUAAGCUUCCCCACCAUAUUCCCACACAUCUAGAAUUGACUAUUUUUACAGUCAGCUCAGCUUUUUACCAAGUUUUUGGCUUAUCUGCUUUUUGAAUGACACAUUUUGUAAUUAAUUUCCUGUUGUGAUGGAUGACAAUCCAAAGCUGUGGCUAGAAGCUUCAGUGUAAGUGGCAUUGAUCGUGAACAGAGCGUGUUGAAUUUUAAAUCAGAGUCAUUUAAUUGGUAAAAUGCAGGAAGAAGGAAGACAAACUUAAACAAUAUUUUUCUAUGUUAUACAUCCUAUGUUUGUUGGCAGUAUUCUACCGGUAUGGUGCCAAAAGGUUUUCGCAAUUGUGUUGCUUUUUUUGCGGCUAUUUCUCUACCGACUGAAUAUCUUGAUAAAAUGCUCCAAAUGUGGCAUGGAGGAAAAUCUGGGAUGAUAUCAUUCCUUUUGGAGAAAAAGACAAACAAAAAAAGGCUAAGCAGUAUACAGUCCCAAUAUUUAAAUCCAUGCUUGGACUUAGAGUGCUGAGUUUCAAUUGCAUUGCAUCCACUGGAUUGCAGGUUUUUUUAAAAAAAUGGUUAAGAGUGAUGGGUGCAACAUUUUUUAAAAUAAAAUAUUUGUAUUAGGUUUUUUUUCUACCAUGAUUGUUACCUAUCAAUCAGAGGAUCAAUGACUUUGGAAUUUCCACAUGUUUUUGGACAGCAAUUAAUUGUUUCCAGAAAUUUUGGGAAAGUCACUUUUUGGGAUCCAAAACUCCAGAAUCCUACAGCCCAGCCUUGUUUUUUUUCCCCCCAAAAAAUCUGAAUCCAUAGCAUGUUUUUACAAAAUUGAGUCUAACAUAAUAGAGGUUGACACACUUAGCAAAGCAUGGACUUUUGUGUUACAUAGAGUGCCGUAUAUACUCAAGUGUAAGCCGACCUGAAUAUAAGCCGAGGCACCUAAUAUUACCACAAAAAAACUAACAAGGGUGGAAAAUGCAGCAGCUACUGGUAAAUUUCAAAAAAUAUACCAAUACAAUUACAUUAAUUGAGGUAUCAGUAAGUUAAAUGCUUUUGAAUAUUUACAUAAAACUGUAAUUUAAGAUAAGAAUGUCCAACUCUGAUUAUGGUAUAUUAAUUAUGUUUACUAUAGCAGGUGUAUCUGGCACUUGUUAUAGAAUGUCCUCAAUAAUAUGGAUGAGAUGUUCCUCUCAAUUUGGGGAAACACGUCAUCCUUCAGAUGUUGUUAGACUGCUGCACCCAUCACCCAUAGCCAUUGUUUCCAAUAAUAAGGGAUGAUGGGAAGUGUAGUCCAACAGUAUCUGCAGGGCCACACAUUCCAGUUUCUGUUAUACUUGUCUUUAGGUUUGAUAAACAUAAGCCAGCUGCUUCCUUUGCUUUGGGUUUGCUUUUCAAUACAAGUUGAAGCUUGCAACAUUGUGAUCUACCCAAGGCAUUAACUGGCAAAAUUGGGAAAAACUAACCUGGAAAUUGUAUCAGAUGGUACAGUCACUAUUGAAUAGUAUAGCAAGUUGAAUAUGUCAGUUGGGGAAAUUGUAACGAACUGCCAUGAGAAAUCUGAUCUCUGUGGACACACUGACAUUUAAGCUGGUUCUGUGACACAGCAGAAAUAGUGACUGCUCUGAGAUGUAGAAGGCCUUUUUUAAAAUAAUAAUGAUUCCUUUAAAUUAGGAACAUCUUGCAACCCCAGGCAUAAAAAUGAAAAAAAAAUUAAAAGAUCUCCUGUUCUUUUACUUGGCUUUUGGUUUUAUUGAGCACAGUUUGAUGCAGGCUAGAAUUCCUAAUAGGAAGCUGUUGGAUCAUUCCGUGCAUUAGUGGAAUUUGCACUGACAUGAAAGGCCAGCAAGAACCAGCAGGAAAACCUUGAGCAAUACUCCAGAGCAGAUGAUGGGCAAAUGUUUCCAAGGAGGCAGUAAUGUGGUGAACAAUAGAGAUUGUGAAAAUUGGGGUGGCAGGGAAUGGUGCUGUGCAUGUCAAUGAGCAAAGAACAAUGACGUGAAAUGCCACAACCUUCAGUGAGAUAAAGAUUCAGUGAUGCUGGUCUGUCUUUAUCUUUCUCUUUCCAAGUGUUGAGGUUGGUGUUGUUUUAAGUCUGUGUUUCAGCUGAACAAGAGAUAGUGUUCCUGUAGAGCAGGAGGAGAGAGGAAGACACCUGAAAUAAGGAUAAUCUGAGACAUUUUAAAUGCCCCUUUUAAUAUUUCAAGUAGUGCCUGGCAUUUAGUGGGAAAUGGCUGAGUGGUGUCUGGAAAGGGAUUUAUUCCUGCUUAAAUCUUGCACGGAGAGCAAGGGCUCUUCCACACUACAGUGUUCCCUUACUUAUCGCGGGGGUUACAUUCCAGGACCACCCGCAAUAAGUGAAAUUCCACAAAGUAGGGGCACUAUAUUUAUUUCAAUAUUUACACAUUAUAUUAGUAGUUAGGUAGCCUUUCUCCCUUUGCAAGCCUUCUUCCUGCACUUCUUCCUCUCCGGUGCCCGCAAUCCAGCUGGAUACCGACGAGAGGGAGGGCACAUGCGCAAAAGGGAAACUGGCACCAAUUGCGCAUGCGCACCUGUCAGAAAAAAGGCAUGAAGCAGUGAGGGAGCGAAAAGCGAACCACAAAGUAGGGAGGGAACACUAUAUAUGAUUAUAGUAAUAUGGUUCCGUUAUUACUGCUAUGGUUUCAUCCUAUGGAAUACUGGGAGCCAUAGUUUAGUGAGAGGUGCUUAUAUUUCACAGGCAGAGAGCUCUACCACCACAAAUACAAAUUCCUGGAUUUCAUCGGGCACCAUCAUCACAGCUAAAAUAGAAUCAUAGUUCUACAAGUGUGUAUUGUGAAAAAGCUUUUAAGAGACAAACUCCACUGUAAAACAGCAUAAGCCAGAUUGUUGAAUUCACCCCACUAUUAAGUCUUUUCCUUAGCUUGUUACCUCCUCAUCCUGCUAAUGCCAGAAGCUCAGCAUUUUUUUAAAAAACAAGAGUUUCUGAAUAUUAUCAGUUGCAGUUAAGAGCGUCAAGAGAGAAGAAACUCAGAACCGUUCCACACAGCCAUAUAACCCAGAAUAUUAAGGCAGAAAAUCCCACAAUGAGCUUUGAAUGGGGAUAUCUGAGUCCACACUGCCAUAUAUUCCAGUUCAAAGCAGAUAAUGUGUGGUUUUAUUCAGCUGUGUGGAAGGGCCCUGAGUCUUACAGAGUAUGAAUGUUAGAUGCAACAACAGAAGUUCAAUAUUGGAACAAACAUAAGAGAAUAAAUGCCACAGGCAAGCAAUUUUGGUGCAUUGUGAACCGCUAUAUGUCACUACAUUUUCUGGAAGAUAGGAAAAAAGAGUCCUAUCUGUAGAUUGAGUGUGUGUGUGUGUGUUUGGGAGUGGUGCUUGCACUUUAAAACUCUUUGUCAACUUCUUUGAAAGUCUUUGUUGAAACAACAGCGUAGAAACUAAUAAUUGUUAGCAUAUCUGUUCUUCCAGUGAAACCGACCUCAGCCUGGCUCCUGAUGGACAAGUCAGGCAGGACUGAGCCCAGAGAAAUUGGCCAGUAGAAGUGCCAAGUUAUUUUGGCAUCCAGAGCUUUCCUUGAGCAAUGGCACUGUUAUGUUUUGCCAGUUUUCCCAUUCUGCUCCAUUAAUUUCCUCUCAUCGGACAUACGGAAGGAUAUUGCACAAUACUAUCCUGGUGCAGACUCAGAGGUCCAGAGCUGGUGCUCUAGCAAACAGUGUGGAAAUAAAUAACUUCUGGAAGUUAUCAUAGAGUCGCCCUGGAAGACCUAGAAAAUUUAUUGGAGUGGUAUCUUUUCUAGUAAUUUGCUGAGAUGCUGGGGUAACUUUCCAGACAAUUGCCUGGAAAACCAAGAAAAGUAUCGGUUUUACAGGUAGUGCUAGAUAAUACAUAAUAGCCAUCUCAACUGGCUCCUGAGGGGAUUAUAGCAAAACAUUGACCAUUGAAAAGCAAAGUUUUAGCAAAAUUCAAAGUACCAAUUUUAAAGAGGAAUCAGGAAUUCAAUACCACUUCCCGGUCUGUGAAGGUAAGAUGACAGUUUUGGCUUCAUAACUUUGAUUCCCAAGUUAUGAACAAGAUAGGUUCUGUAGGUUUGUUUUUAAGUUGAAUCUGGAUGUAAGUUGGAACAGGCACAUAUUUAAAGUGUAACUGCAACACACACACACACACACACACACCUGUUCAGAAGAUUCUGUCCCUAUAAUAAUCAGAUUUUGAAAAAUUUGGCAUGUUGUGGAAACAAGGAUUAGUGAUAAAGCUUUAGUGGAGACACCUUUUCCCCCAUGAUAACGCUUUCAAAAGUGAAUUUCCCUUCCAGGGGGUAGAUUUCUCUCCUUUCCUGUUAUUAACUAUUAAUCAUUUGUAAGUCAGAUGUUUGUAACUUGGGGACUGCCUGUAUACACCACAAUCUUUGGUUUUAGGCCAUCUCAUAGUUUACAGAGUGGUAUGAAAGUCUCUCUUUGAAAAGCAUAUGUUUUUGAAGUACUUUCCUAGUUCUUUGUAACUUUUCUAUAUUUUGAAGCACUGCAGAAAUCGUUUUUCAAAUAUUCUUGCAGAAGAACUUGGCCAUGAAACUCACUGAGUGACCAUGGUCAGUUCACACUUUUUCAGCCUCAGAAGAAGGAAAAAGCAAAUGCCCUCUGAACAGUCUUAGCAAGAACUCCUAGAAUAAAUCCACCUUAUGGUUGGUGGAGUUCAGAAAUGACUUGAAGGCGCACAACAAAAUUGUUAACCAAAUUUGAGCAGGUCAAUAUUAAGUGCCUGUGAUCCUAGAGAGAAAAAUACCAUGAGAGCUGGUGUUAUCUACAGGGCUUUCCAUAGAGAUGAUUGAAUGCUAGUUUUCAGAAGUUUCCCUGUCUGUCUGCCUGUGAAGAGAUGGUUCGCACAGAGAACAAGAACUGCUUGUACCAACCAGCCACAAGUUUGUACAUUUCUGUGGCAGCUUAAAGACUAAACUAUGUUCAUUGGUAAGGUGCCACAGAACUCUCUGUGUAAACUUGGUGUGUGUAUGUGACUCCAGCUCUUGAACAUCUGGUGGGGAAAAUGGUUCUGAACAAGAUUUUAAAUAUGCCAUAAGGGACCUGUUUUUGCCUCCUUUUAGUAUUGUAACAGGCAUUAUCCUUAAUUCAGCACAGACACAGCUUAAGCCUAUAGAAAGAAUUAAUGGUCUUAGGUAUGUUUUACUCUCAACUGGAUUCAAGCCAGUGUAUUCUACCAUAUUAAGUGUACAACUCAGCAACGUGGCUGCUUUGCUUUGUUAAUAAAUGCUAAUUUCUGAUGUGUAAUUGCCUAAAUUAUGAAGCAUCUUUUGAACAUUAUUAUUGAUCAAUACAUGAUGUGUGAACUCCAGUACUUGUAAAUAAAAACAGCAGCAAAAACUUUGUUUGCAUUCUUGUGUUUGCACAAAUAGAAACAUCUAUGUGUAUGUGCAAAUCGAAAAUAAUAUUUUUUAAAAAAUAGAGAGGGAACAGUUCUAAUGGAAAUUACUAUAAUUUCAAUAUUGCAGAGGAAAGCUGUUAUUAAUGGAUUUAUUACAACCGGUCCAUUAUGAAAUAGUGCAUUACUUUUAUGGAAUAGUAUUACAAAAAGUGAGGAAGGCUGUACAAAUUAAUCUUUAGAAACCCUACCAAACUGCAGGUUUGACAUACCUAAGUGCCUAGAGAGAGAAAAACCCACUGCUUUGAUGUAUUUGCUUUUGUAUGUAAUUCCCAUUGGACUUUGGGUUGCAUUUUUCUUCCUUAUUCUUCCUUUGUGGCUAAUGCUUCUUUUCCCUGUUGUAUCAAACUAGAAGUUUGAAACAGCACAGAUGAAACCUCUCCACCGGUGUAUAUUUUAUUCUAAUUUGAACAACUCUCUGUACGGUCUUUUGCACAAGUCAAACCUGCCAAAGGGAAGGAUGUUGCCAAUUGCGAACGCACAAGGCGCAGUGGAGAGUGUUUUGCGUGGGGGCACACACCACGGCGCAGAUUGCUUAGCAACCCUGUACUUGAGGGAGCGUUUUUUUAGGAGAGCAGCCAAGGGACUUGUGCCUGGGAGCGCUUGCUUGCUGCUGCCUUCGCAUGGCUCAGUGUGAGGAAGGAGAUUAAAAAGUUCUUUCCUGUCAGGGCUCCCUCUCCAGCCGCCCGCCCGCACAAAAGGCACUAACCUUAUUGACACUGAGCACAGCUGACAAGGGAAUGUAUGAAAACAGGAAACCUCUCCUGCCAUGUAGGGAGGCGGCAAGACAUGUUCACGGAGCAAUCUUUCUCCAAUGAAGUCCAUUGUGUUGAAGAAAUUUUAAAGGAAAUGACCCAUUCAUGGCCACCUCUGUUGACAGCCAUCCAUACACCUAGCACAGCUGAGCCGUCAAAGUUUCCCUUUCCUGCAAAGGAAACCCAGCAUGGUGGAUCAGUAACACAGAGCCAGAAGCAAUAUGAUGCACCUUCCAAGAGUGUUUCUACUUCUCAGCAAACACCAUCAACAUUGCGUGAGGAUCUUGAGAUCAGUGACAGUGAAGAUGGUGAUGAUGACCAAGUCAGUGUUUCCGACAAGCCAUCUUCCUCAUCAACCCCUCCAAGUGCCCCACCAUCGCAGCCGGAGAGCGUGGCAUUGGCACAUUCCAGCAGCCCAGAGUCUGCGAGCACGAGCGAUUCGGACAGUUCCUCUGACUCUGAGAGCGAGAGCAGCUCCAGUGACAGUGAAGCAAAUGGUCCCCCAACAAGAACCUCCACACCUGAGCCCGAUCCACAAGCAUCCAACCGAUGGCAGCUGAAAAACUGGCUAAGACCCAAUGAAAGUGUGCUUGAGGAUGAACAUAGCAGGAGCAGCCUCCCGGAGGGCAAAGGACAAGAGAAAACUUUCAGCACUGGGAAUUGCAGCAGCAGUAGCAAAAGGGAAUGUCCUCCGCCAGAAGACAGUCACUCCAAAACUGGCAACAAACCUCCCCGGCCUGGCGCAGAGGUACACCUCCCUACCAAGUCAAGCUGCCCAAAGUCUCCGGUCCACACAAAGGAGCCUUUCCACCAGACUGUGGGAAGCAAACAGCCCCGGAAAUCCAUCAAAACUACGGUAUCAGAGGAGCCAAAGAGAAGCUUGACGGUAGAAAGUGAGCCCCCUGGCCCAUACGGGGCCAAGGACCAGUCUUCCAAAGACAAGCCCAAGGUGAAAACAAAAGGGAGGCCUAAGUCAGGGGAGAAGAAGGAGCUCAAACCGACUGUGCCGGAGGCCUCGGAAAAAAAGAAGCACAAAAGUUUGCACCAGGCUACUGUUAAAUCAUUUUCAAACCGUGAUGCUGCAAAAGACAAUGUGGUUGUCAGCACUCAGGGUCAGUUGCCCCUCAGCCCCUUAAGCGAAAGCCCCAGAGUUACUACCGCCAGCAGAAGUAGCAGUGGCACUAAAGGCUCUGUUGUGGUAAGAGAGGACAGUCACAGAGACAAGUUUCUCUUGCCUAUCAGGGAUAAGAAGUUGCUCUCGCCCUUGAGGGAUAGCUCGCUCCCUCCCUCGCUUAUGGUCAAAAUUGAACUUGCUCUUCUCUCACGGAUCCCACAACCUCCUGGGAAGGGGACUGGCCCCGAAAGACUGCAAAGCAGAGGGAGCCACAGCACUAUGAGCAAGCAGGAUGCAAACAAAAGGAGUGUGGAUAUGCCAAGCAAGUGUCUCAAAAAGAGGAAGCAGGAAGAUCAUCAGAGAAAUGAUCAGAAAAAAGCCAGGCUGGAUAAAGAAACCAAAUCAUUCUCAUCAUCAGGUCACAAAGAUUCCAGUAAAAUCAAGAUUUUGAAGCCAUCUGCAGAGACACAAAGAAAAGAGAUGCCACUGCCUCCGCCUCCACCCUUGUCUCCCAUUCAGCCUGCCCAAAAGCCAGCCAAGACGGCUCACAAGAGGCCAAAGGGAGAGAGCAGUGCCUGCAGCCAGCCUUCCAAUCUCAUUCUCAGCACUGCCAAGAGCAAGGAAAGCCGCAAAGAUUUGUCAUCCUCCUCCAAGCACAGGAGACUGGAGGGGAAGCCUUCCGAAAGCUCAAAAAGCAACAAAGGAUCUGCAGAGGAUGUUCCAAACCCUUUCCCAGUGCCUUCUUUGCCAAAUGGUACCUCCAAGCCAACAAAACCUCAAUGCAAGCCAUACAAACAAAAUCCAGCAGAAUUUCACUUAAAUGAGGCCAAAAGGUUGAAGCACAAAGCUGAUGCAAUGACAGAGAAAGUUGGAAAGGCCUUCAAGUACUUGGAUGCUGCCUUGUCCUUCAUUGAAUGUGGCAUUUCAUUGGAAUCUGAUCCUGUCUUACCAAAGUCAGCCUACAGCAUAUUUGCAGAUACCAUAGAACUCAUCAAAUUCGUAAUGACAUUAAAAUCCUUUGCUGAUUCUUCAACAACCACGCCAGAAAAAAUCUUCAUUGUGUUUUGCAUGCGCUGCCAAGCCAUUCUGUACAUGGCCAUGUUUCGCUACAAAAAGGACACAGCAAUAAAGUAUUCCCGGACCCUUAAUGAACACUUCAAGAGUUCUUCAAAAAUCACUCAAGCACCUUCCCCGUGUGUCGCAAGGAGUACGGGCACACCUUCUCCUCUUUCCCCGAUGCCUUCUCCAGCCGGCUCUGUAAGCUCCCAGACGGGCUCAACUGCCAGCAGCUGCGGGAGUGGUGGCAUUGGCUCUUCCAUCAACGUUCCUCCUUAUAUCCCAAACAUCACCUCUUCCUUUGUCAACAUCACUUCCUAUAUUCUCUAUGCCUAUGAUCUCUGGGAACAAGCUGAUGUUUUGGCCAGGAGGAAUAAGAAAUUUUUUUCUGAUCUCAACGCUGCCGCCUGCAACCUCUCAUUGAACAGCAGUAUGAUCGAACUGGUACACUACACCCGCCAGGGUUUGCAGUGGCUGAGACUGGAACCAAAUAAGCCUUAAUCGGUGCUUCGUGACAACCUUGCCUUGGAUUCUUUUGCACUUUGAAUGCCUCAGAAACAGCCUUAUUGGCGGACUGGUUGAGUACAAAAAAAGCACCUGGAACAAGGUAGAAUGAAGCAUGAUGGUAGAGAUCUGGUACCACUGGAAAACAUUUUUAAAAAGACUACAUUUUUCUGGUGCCAAGUGGAGAAGAGGCCUCAAAGUGGAGGAUGCCUUCCUUUCUUUCUUUCAAUGGACAAAGUGCAAUUUUCUCUUCUUAUUUUUUGUUUUCUUUUUCCCCUCAUCAUGGUUUCAUUGUGUCAAUGGUCUAUGAACAUUUCUACAAAUAAAUAACCAGCAAGACAAAAAGAAAACCAAACCAACUACGUAAUCAAUCUACAUGAAGAAGUGCCGGUGAGAAGGAAAUCCGCCUCCCAAAGAAUUUUCCACAACACCUCAAUUGAUGUAAAGAUGUUUGUGGGCCCAGUGUAAGAUUAAUUCCCCACCGCCGUACACUGCUUUUUUGUUUUAAGGGAAAACCAAAAUGAAGUUUGUCAUAAUGCCUUCUGGUUCCAGAAGGGUGGGAUGAACAGAGGGAACAGAAAGGAGGAAAGGGGAGACCUUCAUCAGCACAACUUUGCCUUCUGCUUGAAUGCAAACUCCCUCUCCCCCUCUUUUCUUGGCUUUUUAAAUAUAAAAUGGCUCUUCACUUACUACCCGUAGCUGUUUGUUGCACUAAUAAUGCCCCCUUUCUUUGCUGGUUGGUGUGUGGCCCAUAGUAGGCCUACACAGGCUUCCCUAGCUGUAAUUCCCAGGGUUCUCUCUCUCUCUUCCUUCCCUCCAUCUUUCUUACUCUGUGUGGCAGCCACAGCACAGCAGUUUCAGUUGUCAUGUUUUCUUGUGAUAUUGCAUGUUCUUGGGGAGCAUGGGCAGAUUUCACAAAAGAAACAGGAAUGCUGGGCUGCCUACCAGAAGCCACAGUGAGCAGAGGAUGCAGUGUAGGUGAUGUUCAUCCCCCCCCCCCCCAAAUGGGCCGGCAAGUUGCCGUGUGGGCUAGUUCACCCUGCAAAUGAAUUGAGCAAUACUGCACUAAAGAACUGAACUGGAAUUGCUUGCAACCCACCAGCAUGAAGUACUUCAUAAAAAUGCUGUUUUUUUCAUAUUCCCUAUUCUUGGUCCAUACAGUGGAGGCAUCACAAAGUGUUUCAGUGAAAGAGUCUUAGACCAGGCCUUGUCAAGCAAGCACAGUUUAGAGUUGCAAGGUUGCUGAAGGAGGAAGUCUCUAAGGCUCCCUUGCACCUUUAUAUUUGGAAGAAGCAGGACUGGACUACCAGAAAGGUCAAUACUAGGUGUACAACUACAUGUUUCCGAUUUGGAUCCUUUAAAAAAAGGAGAAACAUUGCAGCUUGUCAUUGCAAUCCACUUUCUCUGAAAUGAUACGAGGGCUAUCCAGAAAGUAGGCUAUGUUUUGGAUUUUAAAAAGAUCAAAGUAUAGGAUAAAUAAAUUACCAUAUGCAGCUGAAAGACACAUCCCAAAACUACAAUCUCAUGUAAUCCCCAUUUAAAUUUAGCCACGUUUCUUAUAGAUAAAUAAGUUUGAAAAGUACUGCACCAGUAAAUUUGCCGCCUCUCUCCUCUGUUUCCAACAAUGGGGGCGUGGCUGGCAGUGCAGCGUUUUGGCUACGCUGCAGGAAGGGAGAAGGGGGAAGAGCUGACGACACAAGCGGGGAAUUUACUGGUGCAGUACUUUUCAAACUCAUUUAUCUAUAAGAAACGUGGCUAAAUUUAAAUGGGGAUUACAUGAGAUUGUAGUUUUGGGAUGUGUCUUUCAGCUGCAUAUGGUAAAUUAUUUAUCCUAUACUUUGAUCUUUUUAAAAUCCAAAACGUAGCCUACUUUCUGGAUAGCCCUCAUAGAUAGCAGUGCUUUCCUUUGUCUAUUGCUGCACUACUUUCAAUUUAUGCUGGCAGGUGGAAGAUCCAAUAUAUCUUCCCUUUUAAAACAUUUCCAUUUCCCCAAACUGUUUUGAACCACCUCAUCUCCCGAUCUAGAGUAAGAAACCAGCAAUUGUCGUUGGUUUACACAAGCAAAUUCUCUUCCUUCUAUAGGUUAUAGCAUUUCCAACAGAAGAGUGUGCCUUGAAGACUGCUCCACUCCAAAGCUGUCUUCUUUCCCUAAUUUAGAGUAAUAAUGAUUAAAGAACUUAUUUGUUCCCUCCUCAGUGGUGCCUUAAACCCUCCCAUCAGUUUCUGUUGUCAACUGACCAGUCAAGACAGAACAAUGGGAAUAUCUUCCAAAUAAAUUGUUCUCAAGUAUGGUACCGGGUUUUUUUUUAUUUUUUUCCUAACUCCCAAGGUCUAUAUCUAGUCAUUGUGUGUUCAUCCCAUUUAAGAACAAAGUUGCCCAUUGUAUGGAAUUGAAGCUGUGCUCCUGUUUAGCAGGAUCUGUUCUGUACCUCUGGGAAUUGCUUAAAUGCAAUUCCGAAAGGUUAUUUUCCUCAUCUCAAGAUGAAAUUUUCCUGGAAUGUAUUCUGAGCGUAGCAUUAAGCAAGCAGGUCUUACAGAUGGUCUUGGGGAACAUUAAACCUUAAGUAGGGUCCAUAAUGUCAUCUCUCUCUUUGAUAUAACUGCUGUGAAAAUCUUUUUAAAAAUCAGAGGACACAAUUUGAAGUGGCACGCAUUCAAAAUAUUGCUUUCAUUUUGCUUUCCUCUUGUGCUGCAGUUCAUUUGCAUUGGGAACCGUAGUUCUUUUACACCCAUUGGAUAGAUAGAUGGAUCUCCCCUCUCCAUCCCAAAGCUUUUCUUGUAUGUCCAUAUGUAAAACAGAGGUAUAAUGCAUCUUGCAGUUGUAAACAGGAAAUGAAAUCGGAAUAACUGUCAACAUUUAUUAGUCACGAACUGGAGAAAAGAACAAAUUGGGAUGCUAUGCCUUCUACAUGGUUAAAUUUUUGUCUGCCUUUUCUUUCUCAAGAUGGGAGGGGAAGCCAUUUUUCCAAGUCUUACGUUUUCAAACUCCUUGGUCUGGCAAAGUAGCCACCAAACACUAAACAUACUUUACAUUUCUUUACCUUGCUAAUCAGGUUCGCUGCUUCUCCCAGCCAACUGACCUCUGUAGUCUCAGGACUUUCCCUCUCUUCACCCCACGCACCUUAUUGCUGCUGCUUUUGCUCUGUUAAAAUAUAUCUUGAAAUUAGCAAUCUCCAGUUGGCAAGGGACCCACUUUAGUCUGCCUGUUGAGCACUUUAUCCAAGAGAUAAUGAUCUGUGAUGCUCCCUGUUCUAACCAGUCAUCUGGUUCCUGAAUGGUGAUUGAGAUUCAGAUAGCAGCCUUUGUCUCAGUGCUGCUGGUUUUAUAUCCCUAUUGAGUGAUGCCAAAAUGAGCAAUGCCCAUGGGUUUCUCCUGAAACAAAAACAAAAACAAAAAAAAUCAGAUUUGGUUGAUGACCAGGAUGGCCAAAUAAAUAAAAAAUCCCCAGUGGGAGCACAGGAUCACUUUUAAUUUUUACAGGUGUUACAAUGACCCUUCUAUGAAAACCCUACUCUCCUAUACAUUCUGCAAUUUCUUUUUAUUGUAUGUGCAAUUACAACUAAGCAGUUGGUCGAUAGGGAUCAUAUUUAGAAAGCCUGUACCUGGCUUUUCUUCCUCUUUGAGUUUAUAUAACAAAAGACCAACUGAAUGAAUGAUCUGAGAAAAAGAGAACUUCAUCACUGAUGGAACUUCCACUAAUUUUGUGCAGGAAUUUGGAGCUUUCUAUCUAAGGAGCAAGAAAUGAAUUGUUCUGCCAUUUUAAACACAGGUCAAUGGAGCUGAACACUCAAAGCAGCCUCCUUCGCCCGAUAUUUAUUUAGAAUUAUAAUAAUUAAUGUAUUUAAAUUGUCAAUGUUCUAUAUGUCUCAGAUGCUAUUAUUUAAUGAUUUUCAAGUUCCAUUGUCACUGGAGAUGUGGACUGAAAGCUAAAUUAAUUUGACAAUUUAAUUUUAAAAGGGCAAUUCCCCUUUCUCCCUCACCCUUCCCCUUGCUAUUUCCUUGGUUUCUUUAUUAAAAAAUCUGUACAUUUAAAUUUAUUAUGGGGUGUUGUGUCUCCAUCUUGUAAAUAACAUUUUUUUCUUCCCUGUAUAUUGGUGGUAUUUCCAGGUUGAUUUGUUUAAUUCAUGUGGGGUAAUAAAAUAUUAAAUGAAAUGGC